CCAACAUCGCUCGUGUCGGCGAGUUAGUAAAUUACACUGAUCUCCACUUUACUCGACUGCUGUCCCGUUUACGAAGCCAGAAAUGUCUGCUCUGAACAAGAAGUUGACACAAACCCUCGCUGAAACCAUCUCUAAACAAGUCAAACACUUUAAUAAAAGAGAGACUGAGUGUCUGAUCCGGCUGUGCAACGGGCUGCUGGGGGAUCAGACGCUGCCCGGGAGAGCUGUGAGUGGCUUGGACAGAGCCAGGUUCAUGGACAUGCUGCACAACAGCUUCGGGAUGACCGACGUCAUGAUGAUGGAUAGAGUCUUCCAUACAUUUGACAAAGACAGUGAUGGCUACAUCAGUGUGAAGGAGUGGAUUGAGGGACUGUCAGUCUUCCUUCGCGGGACGUUGGAUGAAAAAAUAAAAUACUGCUUUGCUGUAUAUGACUUGAACAGCGAUGGCUACAUCUCCAGGGAGGAGAUGCUUCAAAUGCUGAACGACAGCAUGAUCAGGGAGCCAACAGAGGAGGAUCCGGAUGAAGGGAUUAAAGACCUGGUGGAGAUCACAUUCAAGAGGAUGGACUAUGACCAUGAUGGCAGGCUCUCUUAUGCAGACUUUGAGAGGGCAGUAAGAGAGGAGAACCUGUUGCUUGAAGCUUUUGGAUCCUGCCUCCCUGAUGCUGAGAGUACGCUGGUAUUUGAGGAGCAAGCAUUUAAGGACCCACCUGGACAAUGAUGAAAUCAUCCAUUUGAGUUACCUUUUUUCGUUUUUAAUAAAAAAAAAAACAUGUUAACAGC
Molecule: messenger RNA, 783 nt
Organism: Myripristis murdjan (pinecone soldierfish)
Lineage: Eukaryota; Metazoa; Chordata; Actinopteri; Holocentriformes; Holocentridae
Gene: clxn
Product: calaxin
Exons: 6
Coding region: 83-721 (212 amino acids)
Molecular function (GO): calcium ion binding
Source: RefSeq, a predicted model, not a curated record